Acanthochromis polyacanthus (spiny chromis) is the source of this 5435-nucleotide messenger RNA. RefSeq names its product StAR-related lipid transfer (START) domain containing 13a (gene stard13a). The coding region runs from base 282 to 3974 and encodes 1230 amino acids. Gene Ontology annotation, biological process: regulation of Rho protein signal transduction; actin cytoskeleton organization; signal transduction. The record is from RefSeq and is a predicted model, not a curated record. NCBI's taxonomy places the organism in Eukaryota, Metazoa, Chordata, Actinopteri, Pomacentridae. Gene Ontology annotation, molecular function: GTPase activator activity; lipid binding; protein binding. The transcript has 14 exons.
UCCCAUCUCAAUCUCAGCUGGGAAUGCAGCACGCACUUGUGUGUGGGGAGAACAACGUCUGUCAUCCGAGUCAGGUGGUGUGAUGAAGCGGCCUGUGUGUUUGCUCGGUUGUGGUUGGAGUUGGAGGGAGGAGGAGGCAGCGGCAGGGUGGGGAGCUGGUUUGGCUUCCAGUGAGGACAUGUUAGAGGCAGGAAUUCGCAAGGAAGGAGUGCUCGCACAAUAGCUCAUCAGGGCAGGAGUAAGGAGGACGUAGAGGUCGGUGGGGGAUUAGAUAGUAUGUUAUGGCGGCUGCAGACAGCAGUAUGACCGUUAUGGAUGAUGUGGAUGCUGCAGUGAGUGUGGACAGUGUGGCUACCUCAGCACACUGUGAAGGUGCAGACAGAGCAGUUUCGAAAGAGACAGUAAAGAACAAUGUGGACCCUUUGGACGGUGCAAAAGAAACUGCUAAAGAUGAGGAUGUUAGUGCAGGAAAAUCUACACAGCCAGUGAGUUUAACCACUGCUGACGGUGUGGACAAUACAAGGGAGAGUGCUGACAGUAUCUGCCCUGAGGACGGCUCGGACAGUGCUGAUCAGACAGACAGCAGAAGUAUGGAAGUCGAUGACAUUACGGACAGCGUGGAUCAGAGCGCCAAGGGCGACAGUAACGGCUGUGAGAGUGACGGUGACGGCACCAAUGAGAGAACCUGCCUGGAGGCCAUGACACCGGACGGCCAGGACUACUACCUGAGGCUGGGAGUCACCCCUCAGCGACGCUCUGCUCUGCGACUCUCACGCAUCAUUGCCCGCCAGCAGCUUCUCCGGAGGCUGGCACAAGAGAUUGAGGCUAAGGAGGCUUGUGAUUGGCUUAGAGCAGCAGGGUUUCCACAGUACGCCCAGCUUUAUGAAGAUUCCCAGUUUCCGAUCGACAUUUCCUCGGUGAAAAGGGACCACGACUUUUUGGACCGGGAUCUGGUGGAGCCUCUGUGUCGACGUCUAAACACUCUGAACAAGUGUGCCUCCAUGAAACUGGAUGUCAGCCACCCCAAGAAGAAAGGCGAUGACUCUGAUGAAGAUGACCCGUUGGCCAUCAGCAAAAGGUGGACGUUCGAGUGGAACAGCAGGCGCUGGUCUCGCCUACAAGACUUCCUGUUGGACAGCACCACUGAAAGCAGCCCGACAGGUCAGGGGGAGGGUCUGCACAGCACAGUGAGCAGUGAGAGUGUGCUGACGGACCUGAGCGAGCAGGAGAUCACAGAGAUCUCCUCCCUCCACAGUGAGGACUCUGCCUCCGCCAUGCCUGACUCCAUAUCUAUGGCUUUCCUCUCUGCUUCCUACCAACCGCCGAGGGAUCUUCCACACUACAACUCCCUGCCGAUCAAGAGCAGCCGCCACGGGCAAGGAGGGCGGAGUAAAGCCAAGGAGUUCCUGCGGCGGAUGGAACUCAUGCGCACUUGGGGGCCGUCGACGAGGCGGAAAAGCUCGAAUCGGAGGCCGCCGUUGGUCAUCAGUGGGCCGGUGCUGCAGGGGGAGGAGCCUCAGGCACUGCAGAUGCUCCAGUGUACGCCCAUCAGCCAAUUAGAGCACAGCCCCAAACACAACCACCAAAGUGAUGGUGACACUUCCCCUGUCUCUCUCACCAAGGAUUGUGAAGACCUAUCCAUGAUGAAUGUGAGCCCCAACAAAGAGACUGCAGCGCUUCCCGUGAAGGAGCCUGUAUGUACAAAACCCCGCACUGCCAGCAAGAGAAGCAGCAUGUAUCUGGAGGAUAUGGAGCUGCCUUCUCAGGGUAAGAGGACUGAGGAUCAGAGUCAGUUUGGCAGAAACCAAUUUCACUCAUAUGAAAACCUCCUUAUUCACAUCCCCAAAGACCAUAAACCAGGAACCUUCCCGAAAGCCCUAUCCAUAGAAAGCUUGGCGCCUUCCCCCAGUGACAGAAACAAUAUUUCACAGACACAUACUCAGACUUCUCCACCUGGCAAUGGCCUGGGUGAACCCUGGUGUGGCAAACCCUUGUCCAAACCCUGUCCUGGAGCUCCACGAGGCAGCAGGGUGAGCGUUUACGACAAUGUGCCAGGCUCCCACCUGUACGCCAGCACAGGAGACCUGCUGGACUUGGAGAAAGAGGACAACCUGUUUCCUCACCUGGACGACAUCAUCCAGCACGUCAGCGGCUUGCAGCAAAUAGUGGACCACUGGAGUCGCAGUGUGCUGCCUGAGGGAGACACCGCGGAGGGGGAGGAUGAAGGGGAGGGCAGGACCACCCCCAGCGAAGGCGAGAGAGACGGGGUCUCCCUAAAUGACACCGAUUCAACAGGGACCAGUCGGGAGAGGCGGGACUCUGGAGUUGGGGCCUCCCUGACGAGACCACGUCUGCGAUGGCCCAGUUUCAGAACCUCUGAUCAUCUCAACCAGCCAGCGUCUUCUCUGCAGAUCAACAGCCAGUCAGCGGGCCAGCUCAGUCUACUGCAGAAGUUUUCUUUGCUCCGCCUCACCGCCAUCAUGGAGAAAUACUCUAUGUCUAAUAAACAUGGCUGGACAUGGUCUGUGCCCAAGUUUAUGAAGCGCAUGAAGGUGCCUGACUACAAAGAGAAGAGUGUUUUCGGCGUUCCCCUCAUCGUCCAUGUCCAGCGCUGUGGUUUCCCCCUCCCCCUGUGUUUACAACAGGCUCUCAGCCACCUUAGAACACACUGUCUGGACCAGGUGGGAUUGUUCCGCAAGUCCGGCGUCAAGUCUCGUAUUCAGGCCCUGAGGCAGCAGUGUGAGUUGUCCCCAGACAGCGUGAGCUACGAGGACCAGUCGGCGUACGACGUGGCCGACAUGGUCAAACAGUUCUUCAGAGACUUGCCUGAGCCUCUGCUGACAAGCAAGCUGGGGGAAACCUUCCUGCACAUUUACCAGUACGUCCCAAAGGAGCAGAGGUUGCAGGCCGUCAGAGCAGCCAUUUUGUUGAUGCCGGAUGAAAACAGGGAGGUCCUGCAGACGUUGCUGUACUUCCUGCGUGAUGUCACUUCCUUGGUGGAGGAGAACCAGAUGACACCGAUGAACCUGGCAGUUUGUCUGGGGCCGUCGCUGUUCCACCUCAGCAUACUGAAGAACGAGACGCUGUCACCGAGGUCAAUCCAGAGGAAGUACACCACAGGCCGUCCAGAUCAGAAGGACUUAAGUGAGAACCUGGCUGCCACCCAGGGCCUGGCACACAUGAUCACUGAGUGCCAGCGUCUCUUUCAGAUCCCUGAGGAAAUGGUGACCCAGUCUCGCAACUCCUACAUGGAGGCAGAGCUGAUGGUGCCCCCGCUGGACGAGCUUUGCAAAGCUCAUGAGGAAGAAGUGGAUGAGGACGAGGAAGAGGAGGACGAGGAAGGAUCCUAUCAUGCACACCUAGAAAGGCUGGUCCAGGCCCUGCUGAAAGAGGCCAAAGAUAAGAGCAAAGGCUGGGUGUCUCGCUCAACUUCUGACCAUACAGAACUGGCAUUUAAAAAGGUGGGAGAUGGUAACCCUUUAAGGCGGUGGCGAGUUUGCAUUGAGGUGUCCGCAACUCCCACUGAGGUUCUGCAGCGGCUGCUGAAAGAGCGACCGCUGUGGCAAACUGAACUACAGCAGGAGAAGGUUCUGGAGACGCUGGACAAACAGACAGACGUGUAUCAGUACUCCUGCUGCAACAUGGCGCCUCAACCCAGCUGUGACUACGUGGUACUAAGAUCGUGGCGUACAGACCUGUGCAAAGGCUCCUGCGCGCUCGUCUGUGUGUCUGUGGAGCAUGACGACAGCCCACGCAUGGGAGCCGUGAGGGGGGUCGUGCUGGAGUCGCAGUACCUCCUGGAGCCCAGUGGGAUGGGCAGGACCAGGCUCACGCACAUCUCCAGAGUGGACCUCAGGGGAAGAUCUCCAGAAUGGUACAACCGAGCGUUCGGUCAUCUGUGCGUCAGCGAAGCCCAAAGGAUCCGCUCCUCUUUUCUCCCUUUAGAUCAAACGAGCCCCGAGGCCAAAAGCUGAACCCCAACAUGCAGCUUUGUCUUUUGUCACAGUCUGAGAAGCAUCGACCCAGGAGGGGAAUCAUGGACUUUAGUGUCUCUUCAAGGUGCUGAGCGACAGGGAGCUUUACUGUAUCAUACUGUAUUGAAUGCACACACACACACAGAAGGGGACACAGUAUUUUUUUGCCGUUUUUCAACAGCAUAUCACUACUUAUUUAUAUCAUAAAUUAUACUUUUCCAAGCCAUCUUUUUUAAAUCCACACAACCCAUGUUAAAUGUGAAACAAGCAGCUUGAGUUUCUUUGGAUAGCCGUUAAUGUUUCAUAGAAUUGUCUUGCAACCUUGUGCAUUCGGGGAAGAAUUAAUAUUAUUUAUUGCUCUGAUUCAGUCAUUCAAAUCCUCAUUGUCUAAUACAACAUCUAGAAUAGAACGAUUCAAUAAAGCAGCACCAGCAGGUAAGAUGGUUGCUAUAUCGGUUAGGAUUUCAUGUUUAAUCUGACAUAAUAGGUGUUGUAAUAGAGUAAAUACCUGAAACUUAUACUUAUCUAUAACUGAUUUUGUAUUAUAUACAAUCAAAAAAUGCAUAAGAUUUACUCCUAUCCAAAGAAAUCUGUCUAAACUUCAUCUUUUAUCAGAGGAACAUACAUUACAAAUAUGAGCGACACGAUUCACGUUUAUUCUUUUCUGAUUUACUAUUGACUUUACUUUAAAAAAAAAAAAGCAAGAAACAUUCACCCCAAAUCUGAUUUUAUCAAGUAAUGUUUUGAAAAACAAAACUAACUAACGCAAACUGGACAUCUCUGAUCUGCAUCCGUCUUUAUUCUCCUCCUACAAAGCUGUUAAUGUACGUAUUCACAUUUAUAAUAUGCAGUGAUUCUACAGAUACUGUAAAAAUGAAAAAACUUCUGUGCCCUAAAAUCUACCAGUAUAAUGUGGAUUUGUGUCUACACUGUGUUGUGAAAAGUGCACUAGUUUCAGGAAAACUGAGUACAUGAGGGAUCCGAGUCACAUAAAGGCGAAACUCUCGUGGGGUCCAUUAAUGUGCUUUGGAUACAUUGUGUUGGAAAUCACUGUUGAUUUAGUUCUCUGUCACUAUUUUCAGUGUUAAACUUAUCUAAGUGAAAUGCCAUUUUAAAGUUAUUAUUAUUGUCAUUAUAUCUCUGUAUAUGGUAUCAUUGUUGCUUUUAUUUUAUUUUGCCGUCAUGUUAUACUAUGUCUAAGACAUGUGACCAUUUCACUGCUUCUGGGAAGCAUGUUUGAAAUAUUGGCGUGCGUGCGUGCGUGCAUGGUUGUGCCCGUGUAUCUGCAGUUUAAACAUAUGUACAGCCUCUAUUGUAAAUAUCUGCAACGCUUUCUGUGCCAGCAGAUCGGACAUCAUAGUUUUUCAGGGUCUUCCUAUCAUAUUGAUAUGCUGAAAUGUGAAACUUUCCAAACACCAUCCUUACUAUAGCAAUAGCAGACUAAAGCUCGCUUUGCCAUGG